CCCCACCCUCACUGUGUCACCCUCCCAGGCAGAUAGCAGACGUAGGAGCGGUGCCCUGCUCUCAGCGCGUCCUGGCGAAGACCACAAGGCGCUUCUCAUCGGAAACAAGACGUGACGCGCAGAGGGCCCGGCGGUUACUUCGUUUGCAGUACAACGAUUCCACUAAGGACCAAGGAUCACCAUCCGCCUGACCCUUGGUUGUUUUCCCUUCGAACUUCAUCCUCGUGAAUUACCGUGUCUCAUAUCUAAAGAAUUUCAAUCUAGGCUUCAUCGUGCAGGAAAGGGUACUUGGUUGAGUGUCGUGUUGGGAGGGUGUCCAUGGGAAUUAGUCAUCGGAGCGGGAACUUAAGUUUAAUAGACAAGGCAGAUCCUACGCAAACUCUAAAGCCCUUCGCCUACAACAGAUCCACGAGUGAAUUAAAGGAUAUACAAUCAUUCAAACAAAACUUCGCUCGGGAAAGUAAAGACAGUACAAAUAUUUCCCUGAAAAAAUAACCCUUGUCGCAACUUACUCUACGUACCUCCGAACAUGUAAGGAACCGACUGAAGUCAUGGUCACUCGUAAACACAUGUGAUUCCUUAGUUACGAGCUCUCUUGACGAUAAUACGGACGUGUCCUGAGUUCUCCGAGUGAGAAUGACAGGGUUCCCGAGUACAAAGCGCGGCCUGGCAGUGCGGGCGAGCGAUGAGAGGAAGCGGGUAGGGUGAGCCCGCCUGUUGCAUCGGGAAUGCAACAGAAUCUAGAAGUAUAAAAGGCUUCGAUGCAGAUUUUUGUGUAAAAAGUGCCGUUAGAAAACUAACAUACAGAGGGGAAAUAAAGGUCAUCAGUGAACAUAUCUAGACGUAAGAAGAAACAAUCAAAUGUAACUUUGUGGAAGUAAAACAGGAAGGUGUCGACACCAUCGAAGCGAUACAAGACAUAGCGCUGUCAUCUUUUUAUGUUGAUACGUAAAUGGUGAUGCCUCACAUGAAAAGAAAAAGAAAACAACGCUAGCACACCGGAAGUUGUUGAUGCAACCUUCAUUAUCAUUGGUUCCAUGAUGAGCUUUUUGUAGCUGUGGUGGAAACCGGGGAGCAUUUUUUUCUCGUGUACAGUAGAGGCGAGGAUGAAGACCCAACCAAGCAAGCGCGUGGCUUUCUCGCCACUGCCAGCCGAGGACAAGGACGCUGCCGAUCAAACAGCCGCGGAGAAGGACGCCGACGGCCUUGUAUCGGAAAGACCUGCGAGCGUUUGCAAAUUCACGUGGUGGAAUGAGCUCGUGAUAUGGUUCUCUAUGAUCUUCUACGUGGCCGACCUGUGCCUGGACCUGUGGGUGUGCGUGGCCCACUUCAAGGCGGGGCUGCCGAAGUCGGGCUGGUUCAUCUUCUUCUGUAUCCUGCUUCCCAACCUUUACGCUGGGUACAAGUCGCUGCAGUGGUACCUCAGAGCUCACGCCAUCACCCCCCUGCGAAAGCCCUUGGUUUGGAUCAUCCGGGUCUUUUUCUUUCCUAUCAGUCCCCUCCUCAGGUACAUAGACGCUUUGAUGUAUGGCUACCAUGCGCGCCAGGCGUGGAAGCAAGGGAACCUCUCGAAGGAACGCAAGAACUUCGAGAAUUACCUGGUGGAGAGCGCGGAGGUGGCCAUGCUGCGCCUCGUCGUCAUAUUCCUCGAGGAUGCGCCCAUCGUCGUCCUCAACCUCACCGAACUCAUCAAAACGCCGCCCAACAAAUGGACAGACAUCCAGGACGGCAAGCCUGACCCGGAGUUUGUCCGUCUGGGUUCGGUCGUGGCCAAGCUCGCCUGCACCAUGACCCUGGGCGUUGUGCACUACAUGUCAUGCAACAAGUUGGCGUGGCACUUAGCUAACACCCAGCAGCAGGACCGGCAGAUGCAACAGCAGGAAGAGGAAGAGGACGCCGCCGCCGGGAGGAGACCCAAACAACCUUGGGAAAAGAAAGGAGUGCUGUCGUGGCCAGCGGAGUUCGCCAUCUACUGCUGGCAGCUUCUGUCCAUUGGUUCUCGCGUCGUGGCCUACGCCCUCUUCUCGGUGGUCCACUUCCGCCUGCUGUGGGUUCCCAUCAUGCUGCGCUGGAUGAUCCACUCGGUGUGGAUCUUCUUCGACGUGCGGGAGAUGUCCAUCGUGAACUCGAUCGCCUUCGGGGGCGUCUACCUCUUCUCCUUCGUCACCACGUCGCCCGGACGGCAGAUCCUGCGAAUUCUCCUCUACUACGUCAUCACCUUCGGCGAAAACAUAAUCAUCGGCAUCCUGUGGAGUUACGGCGCGCCGGACAACUACUUCCAAGAGGCCGGUUUGGGCGUGAUGUUCGGGGGAGCGGCGGGCGGCCUGCUGUUCCUCAUGCUGUACUACGGGUGCUUCCACCCCGACAGGGCCUCAACUUGGGGCUGGCAGUGGCUGCGCGAACGAAGGGCGAAGAGACCGCAGCGAUCGGCUGUGGUAUAGAGGGCGCAGGCCUAAGGGAGGGAGGGUGCGCGGGGUCAAGUGUUUUCGAUUUGCAUUAUAUAACAUAAAUAUGUAUUUUUCAUAUGCGCAGGCACACACUUACAGACUGACAGACGCACACACACACACACACACGCACACACUCACACACACACACACACACACUCACUCACUCACUCACUCACUCACUCACUCACUUAUUCACUCACUCACUCACUUAUUCACUCACUCACUCACAAACAUACACGCGUGGUGGAUAUAAAUGAUUCCUCCCAGACAUCUUAUGAAAAAAAACGAUUAAGAUAUAUUUUGAUAUCAUAUGCUCCGUGUCACACUAUGAAUGAAUGUAUCUUUUAAGUCUUCGUCUUAUGUGUGGGGAUGCGUGCAAAUAUACUAUUAGAUUAGAUCGUGGGGUCAAUUUUUAAAGAUUUUUGGUUGUUAUUGUUGGCUGUCUAAUUUCAUUAUUCUUAUAGUUUCUGCAAGAAGUGUCUCGUAUGAUUAUGAAAUAAAUGAUUUUCGUUUUACUUUCUACGAAACUUUAUUGGGAAAAAAUGGAUGUCUGGACAUGGGAAUGGUACAGAUUUUAUUUUUUGGAGUGUGAAUUAAAAGGGUCUAAAAGAAAUGUGUCUUCCCAUGUGAGUGCUGAAUCAGUGUCGUUCUUCGAUAUAUGGUAUCGUAAAUGUGUAUAUUUUGUACUGCAAGAUAAUUAUUUUGUCACUAGAAGCUGAUAUACUUACAGAUUUAUCAUGUAAAUUACUCUCACUUCUGUCGAAAAAAGGAGAAAUAUGAGAAUUAAUUCACAUUAUUGUAGUCACAUGUAGUAUAUAUAGUAGGUGUAAAUUUGUAUCUGCUUUCCCGAUUGCGUCCACGAGGAGCAGUAUGUUUACUAGUCAUGUCGAGGGAGAGAGUGCCCAGCUAGUCUCACGAACGGAGAGCCCUUUCCGAGUUUAGUGUUGUGAUCCAAGACGUAAAAGACUGGAAAGAAAAGAUGAACAUAAGAUUGGACGUUGAUAACUGAGAUAUGAAAUAAAAUAUGAAAUAUUUGACAUUGAAAACUGAGAUCAGAUGUAAAAUACUGAUGAAUUUGUAAUAACAUCGGGCUGUUAAGUACUGUUCCCUUGCCCAUCUAUAAUUGUACCUUUUGUUACAGUAUUUUUUUUUCUCAAUUGUGGGUAUUCACUCACGAGGGAUUUUUUAAACAUUCAUUCGUUCAUUUUAUCUUUGUCGUAAAGUGAGCAUAACUGACUCAUCAUUUCAUUAAAAGAAAACAGUACAGUAACUCAUUCUCCGUACUUACGAAAAAAGUGGAAUGUUUACUUAAAUACUUUUCCAUAACCCGAAGAAUAAAAGGGAACAAAUACCAUGUGUGUUUGAAUGAAAAGGAUGAUAGAAAACGGCGCCGAUAUAAAGAAAAUGGUGGUGCUUCAGAAAUUACGAAAGACAUAGUUCCUGGUGAUUAAGUGAGCAUCGGUGCUUCCAUGCAGAUUAGCUUCCCAAGAUCUGUUUGCUAAUGGAGGCAGGAAAGGGAAUUAUGUGCUAAUUAUAACUGUUAAGAAUUGUGUCUUACCAAUGAUGUGCUAAGUUUAACUGUGAAGAAUUGUGUCCUACCAAAGGUGUUAAAAUAUAUUAAGAUUUUGUA
This is a messenger RNA of Penaeus indicus, 4080 nucleotides long. RefSeq names its product XK-related protein 4-like. The transcript is spliced from 9 exons. Gene Ontology annotation, cellular component: membrane. The coding region runs from base 1107 to 2441 and encodes 444 amino acids. Lineage: Eukaryota; Metazoa; Arthropoda; Malacostraca; Decapoda; Penaeidae. The record is from RefSeq and is a predicted model, not a curated record.